Molecule: messenger RNA, 1533 nt
Organism: Paramecium sonneborni
Lineage: Eukaryota; Ciliophora; Oligohymenophorea; Peniculida; Parameciidae
Source: the annotation of a GenBank genome assembly
AUGAAUUUUGCAUUUUAAUGUCUCAACCAUAAUGAUGUCUAACCUGAAUAUAUAGUUUUAAACUCUUCAUUAUCAGAUUAGGAAAGGAUAUUAUGUGAGAAAUGUUGGAAAAUCAGCAAAUGGAAAUCAAAUGCGAUUUCUCAGAAGGAUGCUAUAUUUAGAAUUGAGAGUAAACAGAAUGAAGUAAAAAAUGAUAUCUAAAAUUAAACGAAUACACUUAAUAAAAUUGUAGAAUAAGUUAAAAACCUUCUAAAUUAAUUGAACUUUUAUUAUGGCAGUUUAAUAUCGCAAAUUGAAAAUUGGAAAGAAGAUCUAACAAAGAUGACAUUUAAAGAUAAUGAAAACAAUUCCCAAUUUUUUCUCUAAGAAUUAGAUCGCAUAAAUUAGAAAUAAAUGUUAUCAAAAGAAAAAUAAUUUUAUGAAACAAAUAGAGCUUAUCUCUUGAAAAUGAUCCAUGGGUUUAAUACUAAUGAUUUUAGAAAGAAAUUGGAGGAAUUAUAAAAAAUCUUGGUCAAACUUUUUAAAGAAACAAAAAUAAAGGUUCCAGAAUACAAUAUAAAAUUAAAAAAAAUUAAUUAAAUAAAACAAGACAGUUGCUGUUUAAGUCUGGUCUUUAAUUAAUUUAAUACUCUAAUGAUUUCUACUAAAUUGCAUCAAAUUUAGAUUUGGAGUUUUGAUAAAGGAAUAAUCAAUCUUAAACAAAUCUUGGAUGUUCAUACAAAAUGGGUUAAUUGUUUAGUUUAUAGCAAGAAAAUUGAUGCCUUUAUUAGUGGCUCAGAUGAUAGCACAAUAGUAAUUACAAAAUUAGUAAAUGAAAAAUGGGUUAGCUCAAAGCCUUUUCAUAGACAUUAAAUGGAAGUCUAUUGUUUAUUGUUGAAUCAAGAGGAAGACUUACUUUUUUCUGGUAGUUGCGAUAAAUCAAUAAUUGUUUGGAAGUUGGAUUUUCAAAAAAAUCAAUUAGAGUUUCAUUAUUAAUUGGAUAAGCAUAAAAAUUCUAUAUACUCAUUAUCUUUAAAUUAAAAAGAAAAUAUUUUGAUUUCUUGUGCUAAUUAGAAGGACUAGAUAAUAGUUUGGGGAAAAGAAGAAAAAGAAGAUAAAUUGACAUUUAAAUACAUUGUUAAAUAAAAAGAUUCAAAAAAUUUAUAUGGAAAAAAAAUCUUCUUCCUUUCUGACAACAGAUUUUUAUGGGUAACAGCCAACGAUGGAGUUGAUAAAAUAUUUAUUUUUGAAUCAACAAAAGGUGUUUUUGAAGAAAAUAAAGAAAAAACUAUUGAAUUGGUUCAGAAUUAAGAAAUCGAAGAUUAGUUUGAAUUUCCAAUUAUUGAAAUUAAUUAAAAUAAAAUCAUUCUGGUUAGACAUAAAAAUCAAAUACAUUUUCUUUAGGACUAAGGAAAUGGCAAGCUGGUCAAAAUUUAUUGUAUGCAAUGUUUAACAAAAAACACAUAUGGCUCCCUAACAAGCAAAGGUGAAUUUUUAGUUUAUUGGGAUAACGAUAUAUUAGGAUAUUAGAUAUAUGAAGUAAAUUAUACAUGA